AUGUCAGAAGGACUCAAAAUUUGUUAAAAUGUUCUCUUAAAUAAGAAAAUGAUCAACUUUAAUAUUGUGUUUGUACUCUUCCAAUCCCAUCAAAUAUAGCAAUUCCUCUAUUACCUUGUGAAUUACCUAAUAAUUUUAAGCUUUUUCAAUCAAAUGAAAUAUUUUCAUAAUUAGAAAUUGUAUAUGUAAUUUUGAUUUCUCUCAGAAAAUAAUGGAUAUUGAAGUAGAAGAAAACCAUUAAUUGAUGAGGACAAUUUGUUGUCCUAGUUUGAGACCUUUAAAUAAAUACAUCAAGAAAUUUUUAUAAUUACAUUCCAAAAUUAGCAGAAAGAAAAUUUACAAUUUUUUUAAUUUAGAAAAAUGA
This is a messenger RNA of Paramecium primaurelia, 364 nucleotides long. The record is from the annotation of a GenBank genome assembly. Lineage: Eukaryota; Ciliophora; Oligohymenophorea; Peniculida; Parameciidae.